Protopolystoma xenopodis is the source of this 528-nucleotide messenger RNA. The record is from the annotation of a GenBank genome assembly. Lineage: Eukaryota; Metazoa; Platyhelminthes; Monogenea; Polystomatidea; Polystomatidae.
AUGCAUUCACUUAAUCGCAGGCUUCUUUUACUUUUUCUUCUUAUUCUUCUUCUUAUUCUUCUUCUUAUUCUUCUUCUUCUUUUUCUUCUUCUCUCUGUCACUCUCUCACAUUCUAUGCAAUUCUUGCUUAUUCUCUCACACGCAGACCUUGAAUUCGUGCCCGUGCCCACAGUCACAUGCGCACAAGACAACAGACUAGCGGAUAAUCGACGGACAGAUUUGCUUCUCUCCAGACCGCUGCCAAUACCACCACCAUCAUCACAACCACCAGACAGGCAAGGCAAACGGCCCGUCCAGCUUGUUCUGAGGCCUCCCCAUCAUCACGCAAUCCGGACUUGCCAAUCUGGUGCUUUAGACCGGCCCAUUAACUCUCUACUUUACCCGACCAGGGAAGGUCUGCAAUUAUACGACAAAAGCCAUUUCGUUCCGGAUGCCUUAGACCCGCCCCCUACCCAGCAUUCCCACCGAUGCGCCGGCCUAACCCCUUCUCUGCUGGUGGCCUCCCCAACAUCAUGCAUCUUCGUUUAA